Messenger RNA from Phoenix dactylifera (date palm), 4444 nucleotides. Lineage: Eukaryota; Viridiplantae; Streptophyta; Magnoliopsida; Arecales; Arecaceae. The record is from RefSeq and is a predicted model, not a curated record.
CUGGCGCUCCCUCGAUCCCUCCCGCCAUUAAAGCUGAGCCGAGUACGGACCGAAGCAUCUCUUCUUUUUGACCGCAGUGCAGCAUCCGAGUUGGAGCGCAGAAGGAAGUAUUCAAGCUCCAAUCUCCGCCUUGUGAUCUCUCUGUAGGAGAAAGAGAGUAGAACCAAAGAGCUGCAACAAUGGCGGAAAAUGCGAAGAAAAGGAGGCUCUGAACACGGACUGGCUCGAAGAAUCUCCCAACUUGACUCCGAGGCCUCGGCAACCAGCGGCAUUUGAGAGCGGACCCAAGAUCGCUUCCGAGAACUUUGAAAUCCGGCGUCUUUGCAGUCCAUCCGAGCUCGGAGGAGGCCAAAACCCCAAAGUACUGCGGUUUUCUCCGGUUCGGUUGGUUCCAGGGCGGGAGCGAGAAAAGCAAGAGGAAGCGAGAAGGGAAAGGAAAGUAUUAUAUUAGAGCAAGAGGAAGCAAGUUUUUUUUUAAUAAUUGCAGCGUAUUGCAGCGUAUCUGGAGAUAUCUAAUGAAUUGUAUUCAGCUGGUUGCCUGCUUCGGAAAAGGGCGAUGUCUCGAAUAUUUGCUCCCCUCCAUGCGCUGCAAUCCCAUGAGGAAAGAGUUUGAGAGAGAGAUUUCUCUGCUAUAUUCUCUCUUUCGUCGCACCCCCUCGGCUUCGCUCGCUUGGUCUUUUUUUUAAUCCGAGAGCAGGAGAGCGUGCUCUGGUUUUGUCCCCAAUCCCCAACGGCAGCGCGGUUCCCAACCGGACAUGCCCGAGAUCGGCCGAGUUUUUUAUUCCAAGGGAGAGAAGAGAAGAACGGGGGUGUCUCAUUCCCUUCUCUUCUUUUGAGAAGGCCUCAGACCACGCCUUCGAACUAGGAUUGUUGUGGUAGCAGUAACAGGAGCAUAGAAUGCUACAGGUCUCCCCUUGGUGCAGUGCAAAGGAGUGAAGGCUCUUAAAAGUUGGGAUUUUCUGUGGAGCGAGGUUGGUUUGAGAGGAAGGAGGAAGAGAGUGAAGCUGGGAUUGGGUUGACAUGGUUGCGGGAAUGGCGGCGGCUGGGGGGAGGAGGAGGUGGUGGCUGAACCGGACGGCGAUGGUGGUGGUGUGGGUUGUGGUGUCGGUGGGGAUCUGGGUGGGGCUCCAUUGGUAUAUCCGGACGGUGAGCAUGAGGAAGGCUGAGGAGGCGCUGGAGAGCAUGUGCGAAGAGCGGGCAAGGAUGCUGCAGGACCAGUUCGCCGUGAGCGUCAACCAUGUUCAUGCUCUCGCGAUCCUCGUCUCCACCUUCCACUACCGGAAGCAGCCAUCUGCCAUUGAUCAGGAGACAUUUGCCUUUUACACAGCCAAGACAGCAUUCGAGCGGCCGUUGUUGAAUGGGGUGGCAUACGCCCAGCGGGUUGUUCAUUCUGAGAGAGGAAAGUUUGAGAGUCAGCAAGGGUGGACAAUCAAGACCAUGAAACAGGAGCCAUCACCAGUGCAAGAUGAGUAUGCCCCUGUGAUAUUCUCUCAGGAGACUGUCUCCUAUAUUGAGGCCCUCGAUAUGAUGUCUGGAGAGGAGGACCGAGAAAAUAUCUUACGGGCUAGGGCUACCGGCAAGGCUGUUCUUACAAACCCAUUUAGGCUGCUUGGGUCCAACCAUCUGGGUGUGGUUCUGACAUUUCCUGUGUACCAUGCGGGUCUUCCUGCAGAUGCAACUGUAGAACAACGUGUAGAAGCAACUGCAGGAUAUCUUGGUGGCGCCUUUGAUGUUGAGUCGCUUGUGGAAAAUUUGCUGAGGCAACUUGCUGGUAAUCAAGAUAUAAUGGUGAAUGUGUAUGAUGUCACUAACAUUUCAGAGCCCUUGAUCAUGUACGGGCCCCAAAAUCCAGAUGGAUUUAUGCCACUUUCGCAUGUCAGCAUGCUUGAUUUUGGGGAUCCGUUCAGGAAGCAUCAAAUGGUGUGCAGGUACAGUCAGAAGCCUCCCAUUCCAUUGUCAGCCAUUACUACCCCAUCUGGUGUCUUUGUAAUCUGUAUGCUAGCAGGGUAUAUACUGUAUGCUGCUUGGACUCGCUAUGACAAUGUCAGGGAGGAUUGUCGAAAGAUGGAAGAGCUAAAGGUCCAAGCAGAGGCUGCAGAUGUUGCUAAAUCUCAGUUUCUUGCUACUGUUUCACAUGAGAUAAGAACACCCAUGAAUGGCGUCCUUGGAAUGCUGGACAUGCUUUUAGAUACAGAUCUGAAUUUAACUCAAAAGGAUUAUGCACAAACUGCCCAAAUAUGUGGAAAAGCAUUGAUAGCAUUGAUUAAUGAAGUGCUUGACCGGGCAAAAAUUGAAGCUGGGAAGCUAGAGAUUGAAGCAGUGCCAUUUGAACUGCGAUCCAUCCUAGAUGAUGUUCUCUCUUUAUUUUCUUCAAAGUCAAGAGAGAAGGGUAUUGAGCUUGCUGUAUUUGUAUCACAUAAAGUUCCGGAGAUUGUCACGGGUGAUCCAGGGAGAUUUAGACAGAUAAUUACAAAUCUUGUCGGAAAUUCAGUUAAAUUUACUGAACAUGGCCACAUUUUUGUUCAAGUUCAUUUGAUUGAGAAUUCAAAUAAGGUGAUGGAUGCAAAAGUUGAUACAGAUUUGAAUGGAUGUUUAAGUGAUAUGAUGGUUCCAUCUGAUGGCACAUUCAACACUUUAAGUGGUCUAGAAGCUGCUGAUAGAAGGAACAGUUGGGAAAAUUUUAAGUUGCUACUUUCCGAUGAGAUGCCCCAGUCAGACAAAUGCAAAAGUGGGAUGCCCUGCAGUAAGGAUUCUAGUAAUGUAACUCUGAUGGUAAGUGUUGAGGAUACUGGGAUUGGCAUCCCAUUGCAAGCCCAGGAUCGGGUAUUCACACCUUUUAUGCAGGCUGAUAGUUCAACAUCUAGGAAUUAUGGUGGAACUGGUAUUGGCUUGAGUAUCAGUAAAUGUCUGGUUGAACUUAUGGGUGGGCAGAUAAACUUCAUUAGCCGCCCUAAUGUUGGAAGCACAUUCACGUUUACUGCCGUUUUCCAACGAUGCAAGAAAAUUGCAGGUGGCGAUCCAAAGAGAACUCUUUCUGAGUCUUUACCUACUAAAGGAAUGAAAGCACUUCUUGUUGAUGCUCGACCGGUCAGAAGUGCUGUAACAAGAUACCAUCUACAGAGAUUAGGAAUAACUGUUGAAGUUGCAAGUACUAUCAAGAUGACACUUAAUGCAUUAUCUGAACAAAAUGGUUGUUUAAGAUCUGGAAAGCAUCCAUACAUACUGUUAAUUGAGAAAGACUCCUGGACUCCUGGAAUGGAUGUCUACUUACAUGAUCAGCUAUUGGAGUGGAAACAGUGUGGUCAGAUACCUGAAGUGCCCAAGGUCAUCCUUUUGGUGACCUCUGAAUCUGAUAAGGCAAAGGUUGGGUCUUUUGUUGAUACAGUGAUCAUGAAGCCCUUAAGAGCAAGCACAGUGGCAGCAUGCCUUCAACAUGCAUUAGGAAUGGGGAAGCAAGGGAGGAAAGAAAUGCCUAAUGGACCAGCUUUUCUUCACAGCCUACUAGCGGGAAAAAAUAUACUGGUGGUUGAUGAUAACAAAGUAAAUCUCAGAGUUGCUGCAGGUGCUCUCAAAAAGUAUGGGGCAAAGGUGGAAUGUGCUGAAAGUGGGAAAGAUGCUCUCUCCCUCCUCCAACUGCCACACAAGUUUGAUGCCUGCUUCAUGGAUGUCCAGAUGCCAGAAAUGGAUGGAUUUGAAGCAACUCGACAAAUUCGGCUAAUGGAGAGCAAAGCAAAUGAGCAAAAUAAAUGUGGAGAAGCUGACGAAGGUUCUGAAAGGGCUGAGUGGCACCUGCCAAUUCUGGCUAUGACUGCUGAUGUCAUUCAGGCAACAUAUGAGGAAUGCAUGAAGUGUGGAAUGGAUGAUUAUGUCUCCAAGCCCUUUGAAGAACAGCAACUUUAUCAGGCAGUUGCCAGGUUCUUGCUAUCCAAACCCAAUUCGGAUUUAUGAAUGUACCAUCAUAAAGACAUGCAACAUCGUGCAUGUUGCAACUUAGUAUUACUGCAACGGAAUUGAAGGGUGAUGGUGCAUCCCUACUGAUGCAUUCUGCUUAUGCCUUCCAUCUCAAUGACUGGUGAUUUAUCUUAGCAAAUUCAGUCAGACCUAACAUGAUGUUUUUCGGUUUGCAUUUUUCACCCUUGUCCGGCAGUAGCUGAGUCUCCUGAAGUUUCAGCAAAAGAUGCUUGGCAGCUUUGCACAUUAUCGACUUUGAUGAUAUACAAGGAUCUGUAGCAUAAGAAGGGCCUCAAGAUAUAUGGGGUAGGUGGAAAGGCUUCUGAUGCCUGAAAGGAUGGUGUAUACUGUAUAUUUCUCUGAUUUAUUCUUUAAGGUCUCUCUGAAGCAUGUCCCUUGUCCCUGUUUUUCUGUAUGUUUUUGACUCUCCAUAAUUUUUCCGACAUACUCGAAAAGUAUGUCAUGACAACUACACCGAUGAAGGCUUCUGAUC